Brassica rapa (field mustard) is the source of this 1936-nucleotide messenger RNA. RefSeq lists its product as uncharacterized. The record is from RefSeq and is a predicted model, not a curated record. Gene Ontology annotation, biological process: transmembrane transport; metal ion transport. Gene Ontology annotation, cellular component: membrane. Lineage: Eukaryota; Viridiplantae; Streptophyta; Magnoliopsida; Brassicales; Brassicaceae. Gene Ontology annotation, molecular function: metal ion transmembrane transporter activity.
CAAUGUGUGAAAACGUGUUUCUGAAAAGCUAGUAUUGAAUUUGGUUUUUAAAGCAUUCUUUUUUGUUCCCUGGUAAGUUUUAAACUUUAAAGCAAAUUCUUGAAGAUUCCUCGUCAUUGUUUAACUCCAAGUGUUGGAUUUGGCAUCUGAGAGUAGAGACAAGUGCUUGUAUGGCAGUAGAGAUAGCAGGUGUCCUUUUCAACUGAAUAACAAUGGGAGAAAAUGGGGACAAACACUCAGGCUCACAAGAGAGUAACUCCAAGAAGCCUGAGAGUAAAAAUCAUUCAGGCGUCCCCAAGAGUGAUCUUUGGACCGAUGGGCUAAUCUGCGCCUUUGAGUUCAUCCGAGGAGCCAAAAAGCAUGUUCACUUGAAGCAAGAAGAUGGACACACCAGAGUUACUGAGUUUAACCACAACCCUUUUGUUGAUUCAUCUGCAGCCGAUGUUCCAAGGUCAAGGUCGGCAUCUUCCUUGAAUUUCAUAGAUGACCACCUGCUUCCAACAGCACAAGCCGAGAGAUACGAGGGAAGCCGCUGGGUGCCUAUCGGUUGGGCUAGAAUAUCCGAGCUAGUUCAAACGGUGCAAGUGAACGCAGAGUGGCCUAGUUUGGAGCUGAUUGAUGACGAAGAGGAUGUCCCAGUUACAGACUUAGCGGCUCCCUAUUGGGAAAGGCCGGGUGGUCCCACGUGGUGGUGUCAUAUGGCUGCUGGACACUCUUCCGUCGAGGCGUGGCUCAGAAACGCUACGUGGUUGCAUCCUGCUAUUAGUCUUGCGUUGAGGGAUGAGAGUAAGCUGAUAAGUGAACGGAUGAGACACCUUCUCUACGAGGUUCCGGUGAGGGUUGCUGGAGGUUUGUUGUUUGAGCUUUUGGGGCAAUCGGUUGGUGAUCCUGUGAUCAGUGAGGAUGAUGUUCCCGUUGUUUUUCGGUCUUGGCAAGCUAAGAACUUCUUGGUGACUGUGAUGCACGUUAAAGGGAAUGUAUCAAGCACUAAUGUGCUUGGCGUCACUGAAGUAGAGGAGCUGCUGUAUGCAGGAGGUUAUAAUGUGCCAAGAACGGUUCAUGAAGUGAUAGCACACUUGGCUUGCCGUCUCUCUCGAUGGGAUGAUAGGCUGUUCCGUAAGUCCAUAUUUGGUGCAGCAGAUGAAAUUGAACUGAAGUUUAUGAACAGGAGAAACCAUGAGGAUGUAAAUCUCUUCAGUAUCAUUCUCAACCAAGAGAUUAGAAAAUUAUCAAGACAGGUCAUCAGAGUGAAGUGGUCACUACACGCAAGAGAGGAGAUUAUCUUUGAGCUAGUCCAGCACCUGAGGGGAAACGUAGCUCGCCAAUUGUUGGAAGGUCUGAGGAAAAACACAAGGGAGAUGCUGGAGGAACAAGAAGCAGUCCGUGGACGUCUGUUUACAAUUCAAGAUGUCAUGCAAAGCAGUGUCCGCGCUUGGUUACAGGACAAGAGUCUGAGAGUGAGCCAUAACUUAGCCGUCUUUGGAGGAUGCGGUCUUGUACUCACAAUAAUCGUGGGAUUGUUUGGGAUCAACGUGGAUGGCAUCCCCGGCGCACAGAACACUCCUUAUGCAUUUGGUCUGUUCACUCUGCUAAUGGUCAUCAUCGGAGCUGUUCUCAUUGCGGUUGGCUUGGUGUACCUGGGGCUCAAAAAGCCCAUCACGGAAGAACAGGUAGAAGUGAGGAAGCUGGAGCUACAAGACGUGGUGAAGAUAUUUCAACACGAAGCAGAGACACACGCGCAAGUCAGGAGAAACAACCUCUCUCCCACUGCUGGAGAUAUAUUUGAUGCUAACUAUAUUCUCAUCCAGUAAACAAAUCGUUUCUCUUUGUUUUAAUACGUAUCAACUGUCUUGUUUCAUUCAUAAAAAGACAGAGAAACAAGUCUAAAAUCAUUGAGAGAACAUCUACAUGCCAACAUCUUUUUACCCAAAGAUUA